CCUGCAUUCACUUCCGGGGCGGGGCCGCGCGCGGUCGCCAGGAGACGUGCGCGUGACACCGCCCCGCGCGGACGGGACGCCGCGGACGGGAGCCGGUUUGGGUCAGGCGGCGGCGGCGGCAGCGACAGCGGCGGCGGCGGCGGCGACAGCGGCAGAGGCCGCAGCGGGAGCGGCGCCGCCAUGGGGGAGCUGUUCCGCAGCGAGGAGAUGACCCUGGCCCAGCUCUUUCUGCAGUCCGAGGCCGCGUACUGCUGUGUCAGCGAGCUGGGCGAGCUGGGCAAGGUCCAGUUCCGCGACCUGAACCCCGACGUGAACGUGUUCCACCGUAAAUUCGUCAAUGAAGUCCGGAGGUGCGAGGAGAUGGACCGAAAGCUCCGGUUUGUGGAGAAAGAGAUUAAAAAGGCAAAUAUUCCUAUCAUGGACACUGGCGAAAACCCAGAGGUGCCUUUUCCACGUGACAUGAUUGAUCUGGAGGCAAACUUUGAGAAAAUUGAAAAUGAGCUUAAAGAAAUCAACACCAACCAGGAGGCUCUGAAGAAAAACUUCUUGGAGCUGACAGAAUUAAAAUUCAUACUGCGUAAAACUCAGCAGUUUUUUGAUGAGGCUGAAUUGCAUCAUCAGCAGAUGGCGGAUCCAGACCUGUUGGAGGAAUCCUCUUCACUGCUGGAGCCGAGCGAGAUGGGAAGAGGUGCCCCACUCCGACUUGGGUUCGUGGCUGGUGUGAUCAACCGCGAGCGCAUCCCCACGUUCGAGCGGAUGCUGUGGCGCGUGUGCCGCGGGAACGUCUUCCUGCGCCAGGCCGAGAUCGAGAACCCUCUGGAGGACCCCGCCACGGGGGACUAUGUGCACAAGUCUGUAUUUAUCAUCUUCUUCCAAGGUGACCAACUGAAGAACAGAGUCAAGAAGAUCUGUGAAGGGUUCCGGGCCUCCCUCUACCCCUGCCCAGAAACGCCUCAGGAGCGGAAGGAAAUGGCUUCUGGUGUCAAUACCAGAAUUGAUGAUCUUCAGAUGGUGCUGAACCAAACUGAGGAUCAUCGCCAGAGGGUUUUGCAAGCAGCUGCUAAAAACAUCCGUGUGUGGUUCAUCAAAGUGAGGAAGAUGAAGGCCAUUUACCACACCCUGAACCUGUGCAACAUCGACGUGACACAGAAGUGCCUGAUUGCUGAAGUGUGGUGUCCUGUUGCUGACCUCGAUUCCAUCCAGUUUGCUCUCAGGAGAGGCACUGAGCACAGCGGAUCCACUGUCCCAUCUAUUUUAAACAGGAUGCAAACCAACCAGACCCCACCCACAUACAACAAAACAAACAAGUUUACUUCUGGCUUUCAAAACAUUGUUGAUGCUUAUGGCAUUGGGACAUAUCGGGAAAUAAAUCCAGCACCCUAUACCAUCAUCACCUUCCCAUUCCUGUUUGCUGUGAUGUUUGGGGAUUUUGGCCAUGGAAUCCUGAUGACUCUGAUUGCUGUCUGGAUGGUGGUGAGGGAGAGCCGGAUUCUGUCCCAGAAGAGUGACAAUGAGAUGUUCAACAUGGUGUUCAGUGGGCGGUACAUCAUCCUGCUGAUGGGGCUGUUCUCCACCUACACGGGCCUCAUCUACAACGACUGCUUCUCCAAGUCCCUCAACAUGUUCGGCUCCUCCUGGAGCGUCCGGCCAAUGUUCAAUAAAGCCAACUGGUCAGAUGCUUUGCUGGAGACCACCCCACUGCUGCAGCUGGAUCCUGCUAUCCCAGGGGUGUUUGGCGGGCCCUACCCGUUUGGCAUUGACCCAAUCUGGAAUAUUGCCAGCAAUAAGCUGGCCUUCCUCAAUUCAUUUAAGAUGAAGAUGUCUGUGAUUCUUGGCAUUUUCCAGAUGCUCUUUGGUGUUGCCUUGAGUCUCCUCAACCACAUCUAUUUUAAGAAGCCACUGAACAUCUACCUUGGAUUUAUCCCAGAAAUGAUUUUCAUGUCCUCCCUCUUUGGAUAUCUUGUUAUUCUCAUCUUUUACAAGUGGACAGCCUACGAUGCUCACACAUCCAAGGAAGCACCGAGCCUCUUAAUACACUUUAUCAACAUGUUUCUGUUCUCCUAUGAGGACACCAGUAAUAAGAUGCUUUAUAGUGGGCAGAAAGGGCUCCAGUGCUUCCUCGUGGUGGUGGCCUUGCUGUGUGUGCCGUGGAUGCUGGUAGCCAAGCCCCUGGUCCUUCGCCAGCAGUAUUUAAGGAGAAAACACUUGGGCACGCACAACUUUGGUGGGAUCCGGGUGGGCAAUGGCCCAACAGAGGAGGAUGCUGAGAUCAUUCAACAUGACCAGUUAUCUACCCAUUCUGAGGAGGGGGAAGAGUUUGACUUUGGGGACACCGUGGUGUACCAGGCCAUCCACACCAUCGAGUACUGCCUGGGCUGCAUCUCCAACACCGCGUCCUACCUGCGGCUCUGGGCGCUCAGCCUGGCCCACGCGCAGCUCUCGGAGGUGCUCUGGACCAUGGUGAUCCACAUCGGCCUCAGCGUGAGGAGCCUGGGGGGAGGCUUGGGCCUCUUCUUCAUCUUUGCUGCUUUUGCCACGCUGACAGUGGCCAUUCUGCUGGUCAUGGAGGGGCUUUCUGCCUUCCUCCACGCUCUGCGCUUGCACUGGAUUGAGUUCCAGAACAAGUUCUACACUGGCACUGGCUUCAAGUUUCUCCCUUUCUCCUUUGAUGUCAUCCGUGAGGGGAGGUUUGACGACUGAGGCCCCUCACUCCAGCAGUGUUAAACGUUGUGUGUGUGUGUGACUGACCCUCCCCAACACCAAGGGUGUGAUGACCCCUCCCCGUGUGUCUGAGUUGUGAGUGUAUAGUGAUAAUAACUUAUUGCAGCACCCUGGAGCGUUACCGUGGCCUCCCAAAGCCAAAAGCUUUGACGUUCUGGGGUAACGACACUGGAUCACAGAAACUUUUUGUUCCUUAAGUUUACUCCCAAAGGUACCAAGUGCAUGAGGUGUCUGUUUGGUCGUGUGCUCCCUGUAUUGUGCAUUCCUUAGCAGCUGAUCAGGGCAGAAAAGAAAUGGCAGCUGUGCUCAGGGGACAAAGCAGCACAUGGAGAAAAAGCCCAACGAUCUCAUCUCGAGAAGAGUGAGGGCUGUUCCCCCUCCUAUUCCUGCAGGCAGUGGUGAGGGGUGCACUGGGUCUCAGCUUGGCUGUGGCCUGGGGCAGGAUGGGGAGGGAUGAGCCUUGGUGCAGACUGUCACUGGUCACUGCCUCUGGCAGUGAAACUUCUGGGGUUUCUGGUGUGAAACCAAAGCCCUCGAGGCACCUCAGUGCCUGUGUGGGCUUGGCAUCGGUGGGGGCAGCUUUUGCACACGUGGGUGUACCAGAGACUCACAUUGUCCUGUGCACUCAGGGCUUGAGGAGCCCUGUAAGGGAGAGCAGUGGCCCAGUCUUGCCAAAAAAGCUCUGUGGCAAGGGGGUCUCUGUGCUGUGUCCCUGCAUUAGCUGUUGCUUUCUUUCCUGACCGAGCUGUCAAUAUUUCCUUGCACUCCUCAACUCGAUGUAGCUGUAGCAGCAGUGGGCUGUGUGUUAGUUCUGUGUGUGGCUGUCACGUUCAGUUUUCGCAGUGGAGAUGAGUAUUUGUGUACAGAGUAGAACAAUAACGACACUCAUUAACCUGGGAGCAAGGAAGAAGUGCCUCGAGGUGCCAGGCUGCUUAAAAUUAGGUGAGAAAGUUAUGUGUACAUUGCACACUGCAGUGUGCAAUGCGUGAGGCACAGGGGCCCUUGUGCUCCACCUGGCAGACCCUGGGGCACUCCUGUGUUACAGGAAGGCGUGGUGGGUAUUCACAGAGGUGUUUGCAGACUGAAGGGUGAAAUCAAAGCGUGCCUGCAGGUGGAGCUUUGAUAUGAGUGUCAAAGCUCACGUGUUCUGCUGUGUUCUGCUGUCUGGGUGAAACAUGUUGCUGACAGUCGCUGUAUAAAUUAAAUGAACUCCACAACAAA
Prinia subflava (tawny-flanked prinia) is the source of this 3942-nucleotide messenger RNA. RefSeq names its product ATPase H+ transporting V0 subunit a1 (gene ATP6V0A1). Gene Ontology annotation, cellular component: plasma membrane; vacuolar proton-transporting V-type ATPase complex; vacuolar proton-transporting V-type ATPase, V0 domain. The record is from RefSeq and is a predicted model, not a curated record. Gene Ontology annotation, biological process: vacuolar acidification; proton transmembrane transport. The transcript is spliced from 21 exons. The coding region runs from base 181 to 2700 and encodes 839 amino acids. NCBI's taxonomy places the organism in Eukaryota, Metazoa, Chordata, Aves, Passeriformes, Cisticolidae. Gene Ontology annotation, molecular function: ATPase binding; proton-transporting ATPase activity, rotational mechanism.